This is a messenger RNA of Astyanax mexicanus (Mexican tetra), 650 nucleotides long. It is a transcript of the gene ndufa6, whose product is annotated as NADH:ubiquinone oxidoreductase subunit A6. NCBI's taxonomy places the organism in Eukaryota, Metazoa, Chordata, Actinopteri, Characiformes, Acestrorhamphidae. Bases 40 to 414 code for a protein of 124 amino acids. The record is from RefSeq and is a predicted model, not a curated record. Gene Ontology annotation, biological process: response to oxidative stress. The transcript has 3 exons.
GAUUCGUGAUUCGUUGGCGAGUCGCUGCUCAGAGCGAUCAUGGCGUCGUCGGUGGCUCGCGGAGCCGCGAAGGCCGUCAAACCGAUUUUUAGCCGGGAUGUGGACGAGGCCAAGCGGCGCGUGAGGGAGCUUUACCGAGCCUGGUACCGAGAGGUUCCCAACACAGUGGCGAUGUUUCAGCUGGACAUUUCCGUGCGGCAGGGCAGAGAUAAGGUCAGAGAGAUGUUUAAUAAAAACAAGCACAUCACCGACCCCCGAGUCAUCGAUAUGCUGGUCAUUAAGGGUAAAAUGGAGCUUCAGGAAACCAUCAACAUCUGGAAGCAGAAAACACACGUUAUGCGCUACUUCCAUGAGACAGAGACGCCCCGUCCUACCGACUUCCUGUCCAAAUUUUACAUUGGACACGACCCCUGAUCCUUAUGUCUAUGCUCCACCCCGUCUGUGAUGGACAGUGUGCUGAUUGUGUGCUGUUGAACUGUAAAUACACACCUGCUUAUCCGAACACCGUGUCCGUCUGUGUUCAUACACACCACUGCACUCACUGCUCGCCAGCUGAGAUACCUCAGCAACCACCUUGAAGCAGAUUGUCUGAAACUCUGAAAGCUCUUUACAAAAACAUAUUAAACAAUGUUUAUGAAUACACAACCUUA